AUGCCUCGGUAUCAGCUCGAGGCUACCACUGCGCUCACUUCCGGGGCAUUGCUCAGUGCCGUCUUAUUUUUUGUCAACCGCACCAAAGACGGGAAAAUUCGCCUAGAGGAAAACGAAGCGUCUGAUCCUUUCGAUGUCACGACCGCCGAGGACCUGACUGACGGAUACCCGCUUCAGGAGGAAAAGUUCUGGUCGACGAUGAAACGGCGGAAGAUGUUGUUAUCUGUCCUUGCCUCUCUCCUCUUGUGCGUCCAGCUGGCCGCAGCGGCCUUGGAUAGUUUUGGACAAAUUUCAUGCUUGCGCGUUGCAUUUUCCUUCUACAUUGCAACGGUCGCUGUCUUUUCUAUUCGACGCCAAUCGGUAUUCGAGCAUACUGAAUCUAUAUGGCAUCUUUCCGCCCUCAAUUUCGUUCCCGUCCCGCUGCUUGGGUUCACCGCCAUCAUUCCCGACGAUUACCAUCCGGUGUCCUCGGUGUCUGUCCACGCCCCAACCAUUCUGUGGUACACGGCGCUGGGGCUCCAUCUCGUCGUGGCCCUCAUCGCUGCCAACACCCCUUGUGGUCCCGCUUUGCAUUACCCUCCAGAGGCCAUCUACUCUGAAAAGAUCGCCCAAGCAAUAACAAACACGGCUGAAAACAAUGUUGCGGGAAUUUACGGCGCCUCACCUCUCGGCAUCCUGUUCUUCUCCUACUCUACCAAGGUCGUGAUGCUCGGAAACACGGCCGCCUCUCUCGAGAUCGGCGACCUCCCCAUUCUCACCGUUGAUAUGCGCGCCUCCCACUUAUACGACUCGAUGAAGCGCGUGCUCCGCACCGUGUCGCUGCGCAUUCCUUUCCUCUUCUGGAGUUGGCAGCCGCGGGUUGGCUCCGGGAUAACGCUAGGAUACCAACUACUUGUUACUAACAAGUCUGGAUUCCUGGCCCUGAUUUUGCUGUCCCUCGCGGCGGGAGGCAUGUUUUACAUGCCACCACUGCUGCUGAGCGGCCUUCUUCGCUACUUGGAGAGCGACCUUGAAAGGCAAGACUUCCGAUGGGGACUGGUCUGGGUUGCUGGCCUGCUCUGUGCACAUUUGACGCUGUUCACACUCACUGGCCAAGUGUGGUCCCUUGCGACAGCGACGCUCCAGGCGAAACUCCGAAACCAGCUAAACACGGUGUUGUUUGCGAAGACUCUGCUUCGCAAAGACAUCGCCUCUACUGCUCCGACGUCUACUGCGAACGAGGAAUCAAAAGAGGAUGGGGCCGAGAAGUCUGAAGGGUUUUCGUCAAAAGCGCAAAUUAUGACCUUGAUGUUCGUGGGACCACGGACGUUGACCGCGUUGCGAGGCUUACGAUGCACCUCUUCAGUGUUAUCGGCAAAUGUCCCCAUCGAGAUCAUCGUCGGUACCACCUUCCUCUACAAGCUCCUGGGCGUCUCCAGCCUAUUUGGUCUCGGUAUUGCUAUUGCCUGUUUACCACUAAAUCAUUUUGCCGGCAAAGCUGUCUCGGGUGCUCAAGAUAACCUGAUGAAAUCUCGUGAUCAACGAGUGGCACUCAUGAAUGAGGUUCUCGGCGGUAUCCGUAUGCUCAAAUUCAUGGCCUGGGAAAGAAGCUUCGAGGAUCGCAUCCUCAAAAUCCGUUCGAAAGAACUCAAGUACCAACGUUUGAACUAUAUCAUUGAGUCACUACUGGAAGGGUUCUGGAGUGGCAUUCCUGUGAUCAUCACACUGGUCUCAUUCUACCACUUUGCAGUCAUACGCGGCGAAGUGUUGAAGCCAUCGAUCGCGUUUACUUCAAUCAUUGUCUUCAACGAGCUCCGAUUUGCUCUGUCUUUGCUCACAGGCACAUUCAUCAACAUUGUCCAAAGUGCUGUUUCCCUUCGCCGUAUAGAAACAUAUCUGGGCACGCGUGAAAUCAGCCUGGUACCAGACCUCUCUGUUCAAACACGGCGUGUUGCAUUCAACUCCUGUACUGUCACAUGGCCGCAAGACACAUCAACGGGGUCUACGCCAGGCACAAGCGCGGCAUCAACUCCGCGACAAAAGUUCCUUCUUCUGGACCUCUCAUUUGAGUUUCCCGAAGGACAGUUAUCUCUGGUUUGCGGGAAGCUCGGGUCAGGGAAGACUUUGUUGCUCCUCGCGUUGCUUGGGGAAGCUGAUGUUGUCGCGGGACAACUUUCGUGCCCGCGUUCUCCGGCAAACACGCUUGCAUCAUUUGCAGGAUUCGACCCUGCAAAAGAAACCUGGCUUGUUGAUGGCGUUUGCGCAUAUGUUCCUCAGACUGCAUGGCUGCAAAAUGCUUCGAUCAAAGACAAUAUUCUCUUUUCAUUGCCCUACGACGACGAGCGUUAUCGUCUAACACUUGAGGCUUGCGCCUUGGUCAGCGACCUGGCUAUUCUUGACGACGGCGACGAUUCUGAGAUCGGAGAACGAGGUGUAUGUGUGAUCAAGGCUUUACAUCUCUUAUAUAUAUAUUUGGUGCGCAUGGCGAAGCGGUGA
Molecule: messenger RNA, 2475 nt
Organism: Mycena indigotica
Lineage: Eukaryota; Fungi; Basidiomycota; Agaricomycetes; Agaricales; Mycenaceae
Product: Multidrug resistance-associated ABC transporter protein
Exons: 14
Coding region: 1-2475 (824 amino acids)
Biological process (GO): transmembrane transport
Cellular component (GO): fungal-type vacuole; fungal-type vacuole membrane
Molecular function (GO): ATP binding; ABC-type peptide transporter activity; ATP hydrolysis activity
Source: RefSeq, a predicted model, not a curated record